AGCGAGAAAGAGUAGCCCAGUAACGCUUGGCGCUUCUUCCAUCAACGCUGAAGGCUUUCACACAUCGCACGAACGUGCCAAGCCUGCUCAACAUAGAUACGGCGCAUGCACGUAGCCUGGGCACAUUUUAAAUUCGCUCGUGUGCUUUCAACAGUAAACUUGGCCAACGGAAAAGAUGGCGCACACAUCCAUCCGCGGAUUGAGUCUUCUUGUGACGGCUGUAGUCCUUGCGGCUUCCAUAGCGUUUCCGGACAAAGUGUGUGGUACCAACGUAAAGUACCAGGAGAAGCUGGUACACGACCUCCUGCGGGAGUACAGCCGUUACGUGCGCCCCGUCUCCAAUGAAACUAAGAUCCUGGAGGUAUUUUACCACAUGAAACUCUCGCGGAUUCUCAAAAUUGACGAGAGAAACCAAAUUCUGACUACUGCAUUUUGGUUGGAGCAGAGGUGGAAGGAUGAUUUUCUGGUGUGGGACCCCCUGGACUAUGAUAAUAUCACGUCAAUUAACAUACCGACGGGACAGAUAUGGAUCCCAGACACAGUGCUCUACGACAGCGCUGAUGUAGACAAGGAGCCAGGCACGGGAGUCAUGAUGACCAACGCGGUGGUCUCCAACGACGGGCAGAUCUUUUGGGCCGCACCUGCCAUCUUCAAGAGCUCCUGCUCGCUCGACAUCACUUACUUCCCCUUCGACAAGCAGACCUGCCCCAUGAAGUUCGGGCCCUGGGCUUACAAGGGCAACGAGGUGCUCAUGAGACGCGUCUAUGACACAGGUGACUGGUCGCAAAUGACCACCAAUGGCCAGUGGGAGCUGCUGAACAUGCCCGUGGUCGAGAAUCUGGUCCACUACGGCUGCUGCCCAGACCCCUUCUCCGACAUCAGCUACACCCUCGAGCUUCGCAGGAAGGCCCUCUUCUACGUCUUCAGCCUGCUCUUCCCGUCCAUCUUCAUGUCUUUGAUCUCCUUCUUGAGCUUCUACCUGCCGGCCGAGUCUGGUGAGAAGGUGGGGCUGAACAUCACCGUCCUGCUGUCGCUUGUGUUCUUCCUGCUGCUCGGUGCCCAGCUGCUGCCGCCGACCUCGGACACUGUGUCGCUCCUUGGUCAACUGCUGGCAACUAUCAUCGUUGUCAUGUCUCUAGAAACGGCAGGCUCUGUUAUCAUUCUCCGUCUACACCACCACGUUCCGACACACCGCCCACCGCGCUGGGCCCGCAAACUCAUCCUGGAUCGCCUGGCCUACUUGCUCCGCAUCAAGGGACGCCGCCACGCCUACCACGACGGCGAGGGUGACGAGGGGGAGAAAGCUGCCGCUCAGCGACGCUGCGACGACCUCUUCGAGUUCGACCAGCAGAACUCCCUGCUGAACAGCCAGGCGCUCGGGGUAAGCCUCCUCCAGCAACUGCAGCUGGAGACUGGGAGCUACGAGUCUAAAGAUGCUGGCGGUCCAGGGGGCUUCAUAGCCGACGUCGCUGCCGAGUAUGGCACCGACGCCACCGACGUCAGCAUCGGCUCGACAGUUCAGCAGAUCGGCCGGUACAUCGACAAGCUGGUGGGUCGAUGCAAGCGCGAGGAGAAGGCCUCCCUGAUCCAGCAACAAUGGAUUGACAUGUGCGUCAUUCUGGACAGGUUGCUGAUGCUGUUGUUCGCCCUGGCCAUCGUAAUGACGUCACUGAUCAUCAUUCUAAAGAUGACACUGAAUUAUGACUGAAAUCAUAAGACUGGGACUAUUCCGUGAUAAUGUAUUGUAUAACGUUAUUCCAAAACCUGAUACAUUUUGGGGUUUUACUUACUAUCAUAUUUUGUAAAUGUGUAUGGAACCGGCCCUAUCCUUUUCGACCCUUUUACUCUUUUGAACUUACAGUAAACCUACCUUACAGUAAACCAAAAUUAAAACUUUCUCCCAGUAAACUUUGUUUCCUAAAUGAAUAAUAUACAACCGGGUUAUAAGCAUCCAUUUACAAUGAUAUAAUAAAUACAUAUUAAAAUAAAUAAGCAAGCAAUAUGUAACCAUGUUAAACAGUGCACUUCCAAUAAUAGUGUGCAAAGUACAGGUGAAUUCUAAUUCAAAUUCAAGAAUAUUGUAAAUUAAUUAUUAAAGUAUCCAUGAAGUAUUAAUAAAGACAAACAACCCUGUGUAUUUA
Molecule: messenger RNA, 2141 nt
Organism: Patiria miniata (bat star)
Lineage: Eukaryota; Metazoa; Echinodermata; Asteroidea; Valvatida; Asterinidae
Product: neuronal acetylcholine receptor subunit alpha-10-like
Exons: 7
Coding region: 176-1708 (510 amino acids)
Biological process (GO): regulation of membrane potential; signal transduction; nervous system process
Cellular component (GO): synapse; neuron projection; postsynaptic membrane
Molecular function (GO): transmembrane signaling receptor activity; acetylcholine-gated monoatomic cation-selective channel activity
Source: RefSeq, a predicted model, not a curated record